UUUUUUUUUUGUUAGAAAAAAUGAUGAUGUUUUCUUUAUGUUUAUCUAAAGGUUUCCUACCAACUACCAAAGCAUGGCAACAUACAACCUUCAGAACAAUGGCUAUCAAGACAUUUACAAAGGGACAACCUUUUACCCCUAACCAUCGCGUUUAUUUUGAAAACAAUGGCCAAGUGAUCUCUCCAUUUCAUGAUAUUCCUCUUUAUCCUAACAAUGACAAAUCUAUUGUUAACAUGGUAGUAGAAGUACCAAGAUGGACUAAUGCCAAAGUGGAGAUAGGCACCAAGGAACCCUAUAAUCCUAUCAAGCAAGAUAUGAAAAAGGGCAAGCUUCGAUUUGUAGGCAAUUGUUUCCCUUACAAAGGUUAUAUAUGGAAUUAUGGUGCUCUUCCACAGACAUGGGAAGAUCCUAACAUGAUCAAUGAAGAUACCAAGGCAAAAGGUGACAACGAUCCAUUAGAUGUGUGUGAAAUUGGACAACAAGUAGGGGAAUGUGGUGAUAUCAAGCAAGUUAAAAUUUUAGGUGUAAUGGCUUUACUAGAUGAAGGAGAAACAGAUUGGAAACUAUUGGCAAUUGAUAUCAAGGAUCCUUUGGCAAAUAAACUGAAUGAUAUCAAGGAUGUUGAACAACAUUUUCCAGGAUUGAUUGAUGCUACAAGACGUUGGUUUAGGAUUUACAAGUUACCGGAUGGAAAACCUGAAAAUGAAUUUGCUUUUGAUGGGGAAUGCAGGAACAAGGAUUAUGCUGUAUCCGUUGUACAAGAAACUCAUGAAGCAUGGCGUCGAUUGAUUCGUAAUCAAAGUGAAAUGAAAGAUCUCUCUUUGGUUAAUGUCACAGUUGAAGGCUCACCUUUCAGGACAUUACAAGGGAUGGAGAAAUCGCAAGUGACAGAGGGACUGCAGCAAAGCAAGGAUGAAAUAUCACAACCCGAUGAACGUUGGUAUUAUUACGCUUGAUUUGAAGAAUAAAUAUUGUUAUUAGAGUCGCAAAUUAUUAUUAUUAUUAUUAUUUUGAAAUAAAAUAAUGUGUAUACUAGGAAAAAAAA
Halteromyces radiatus is the source of this 1045-nucleotide messenger RNA. RefSeq names its product putative IPP1-inorganic pyrophosphatase. The coding region runs from base 21 to 956 and encodes 311 amino acids. Gene Ontology annotation, cellular component: cytoplasm. The record is from RefSeq and is a predicted model, not a curated record. Gene Ontology annotation, biological process: phosphate-containing compound metabolic process. The transcript is spliced from 8 exons. Lineage: Eukaryota; Fungi; Mucoromycota; Mucoromycetes; Mucorales; Cunninghamellaceae. Gene Ontology annotation, molecular function: magnesium ion binding; inorganic diphosphate phosphatase activity.